GGCGCACACACCCAGAAAGAUGCUCCGUUUUCAUUCUGAUACAGAAUGGAUCGACAUAGGAGACGAGCAAAUCGAGGACGUGGGUGGUCCAAGCAGCUUUCCCCAGGCUCGGCAACUACCAGUGGAACUCAUCACUCUCAUACUGCGUGAAGCGGACAAGCUAUCGCUUGCAGCGUGCACGCUUGUAUGCCGCGACUGGCUUGAGCUCUCAAGACCGUGUCUAUUUGAGUCCGUCACCUUCGCUACGCUCCGCCUGCGCGAAUUGCAGUGGCGUGAAGACGCACCCUGUCGCCUCAAGCGCUUUUUGGACUUCUUAUCGUCAAAGCCGGAAAUCCGCGUGCUUAUUCGUCACUUAGUCUUCAAUGUUGAGAAUAGGCUCUGGAAUUUUGCGCUCCAUGCUCAUGCGAUGCUGCCGGGGCGAUUUAGGCCGACCUCGUACUCGUGGCAAACGUUGAUCGAGCUUCUGUGCCAACUCCCUCGACUGCGCACACUCGAGCUGAAAAACUUUCUCCUUGAGCCUCUUGGUCCGGUAUUCGACACGGAUCCGCUGUGCACUGCACCAGUCAUUGAGCAUCUCGAGGCUCUCAAGUUCACGAGACACUGCCGCACACAAGACGGCAUCGGAUGCUUCGGCGACGUACUGCAUCUGCUCAGCAUCUUCAAACGCAUCGACCAUCUUGACUUCGGCGCGUUCACCUCUCCCCCGACCGGCCACCCAUCGCUCGCGUCCCGUAUCACGACGCAGGUCCGCUCCCUCACCAUUCCUCCCUAUGCAUCGAGGCUCUUGCGGAGUAUACCGCUGCUCGCGACGUGGUCGAACCUCGAAUGUCUCGCCCUACCACUGCUCCCACUCGAGGACGUCGCAUACGGGCUGCGCUUGCUGAACCUCGCGCGCGCAAGCUUGCGCCACGUUGCGUUGCAUGUCCCGCGCAUUGACGAGAAGGGCCCAACUGUGCGGUGCUUGCACGAGCUCGCGCUUGCGACCUGUCCACGCCUCGAGUCCGUCUCUAUUGCCGUGCCGUUCUACGGUGCGGCGAACCUGCUAGUGGCCCCGGGCGCCGUCGCGAUCGGGCGCCCGUACUUUGGCGCGUCUGCAUACGCGUUUAUCACGGGCUUCCUUGCGUCGUGCCCACCGGCGCUGCGGCGUGUCACAUUCGACCUUCAGCUUGACCUCACGCCGGUCGAGACGCAUCAGCAUAUCCAACUGGAGAUGCUACAGACGGACUGGAGUACCCUGGACGACGUGCUUGCGCGCUGCGCUAACAGAGGCCUGACGAGUGUGCAAUUCUGCCAUGACCCGAGGGAACUUUCUGAGUUGUCUAGCAGUAUACAACAAUAUUUUGCGAAAAGGAUGCCUUGUUUAUGGAGGACGGACGUGGCGCGUUUCGUAUAGCAUACCACGUUUAGACACUGAACCUCCACAGUAAUUU
Molecule: messenger RNA, 1430 nt
Organism: Phanerochaete carnosa HHB-10118-sp
Lineage: Eukaryota; Fungi; Basidiomycota; Agaricomycetes; Polyporales; Phanerochaetaceae
Exons: 2
Coding region: 407-1393 (328 amino acids)
Source: RefSeq, a predicted model, not a curated record